Messenger RNA from Papilio machaon (common yellow swallowtail), 596 nucleotides. Its product is annotated as ecdysteroid-regulated 16 kDa protein. Gene Ontology annotation, biological process: sterol transport. The record is from RefSeq and is a predicted model, not a curated record. Lineage: Eukaryota; Metazoa; Arthropoda; Insecta; Lepidoptera; Papilionidae. Gene Ontology annotation, molecular function: sterol binding. The coding region runs from base 85 to 549 and encodes 154 amino acids. The transcript has 3 exons.
GAUCCAGAACGUAAGCGACAGACAGUCCAACGCAGAAGCGAACACAAAAUAUUAUUCCUCCUGACGCUGCUGUCAUUCAACACCAUGAUACUGUCGAGUGUGGUCGUGUUCGUCGCGCUGGCUUUUGCCACCGCCACAGAAGUGCAGCAAUGCUCCGAAGGACCUGAGCGUGUAAUAGCAAGCAUGGUAGAAAUUCGACCCUGCAAAAAGUUGCCGUGCAAGCUAAAGAAGGGAACGGAGCAGUUUAUCACCAUUGAGUUUACACCAGAUACCGACUUCCACGAUAUAAAGAACAAAGUGUCAGCCAACGUCUUCGGAGUGAAUGUGCCUUUCAUCGGCGUGGACGGUAACUCCAUAUGUAGUAAAGUGUUCACGGAAAGUGACGAGAAAGCAGAGUGCCCUCUUAAAGCCGGCACGAAGUAUUUGUAUAAAGAUUCCUUCCCCAUCCUCAACUUCUAUCCCACGAUAGCCGUUCAAGUUCGCUGGGCCUUGCAGUCAAGUGAAAAGGAAUUUAUUUGCUUCGAAGUGCCAGCCAAAAUUAUUCAAUAGUAUAAAAUUAUUUAGAAGCAAGUAAUUCAUAAAUACAUUAAGGUUUU